Messenger RNA from Dujonia railenensis, 420 nucleotides. The record is from the annotation of a GenBank genome assembly. Lineage: Eukaryota; Fungi; Ascomycota; Pichiomycetes; Serinales; Debaryomycetaceae.
AUGUCUCAGAAUAUGCUAUUAAGAAAGGUGCCUGUAAGACCCAGAAGCAGCACUGUUGGUGCCAUUACAAAUAACUACAUACAAAAUAAAAGGCAUGCAUACAGUUCCAACACCAGCUCCAGUACUAGUAACACAGCAUCAUCAUCGACAAAAAUAGAAUUGAUUUACCCCUGGCUUGAUUUACAGUUGAGGCCGUCGAAAGUUCAUAAAUGGAAGGCUACUAGCUCUGCAUUCACCACAAGCAACUUGGAGGGCCUAAAAACGGCUUUGGUAGCACUAUCUAAGACAGUAGCAGAUAGUGCUGAGGAAAAAUACCUAGAUGAUGAGCACUUCUACUAUGUAGACAUAGAUGUGCCAGAAGCAGGCUACGAAGGAAUAGAAGUAGAUAAGGAAUUAUACGAGUACUGGCAAAGUUUAUAG